Messenger RNA from Paramormyrops kingsleyae, 1742 nucleotides. RefSeq names its product leucine rich repeat containing 61 (gene lrrc61). Gene Ontology annotation, molecular function: protein binding. Lineage: Eukaryota; Metazoa; Chordata; Actinopteri; Osteoglossiformes; Mormyridae. Gene Ontology annotation, cellular component: cytoplasm. Gene Ontology annotation, biological process: outer dynein arm assembly. The record is from RefSeq and is a predicted model, not a curated record.
CAAUAGUAUCUUCAUUUCCGGCAAACUGACCUGUAUCCUUGACGACAAGCUAACGAACCCGUCUCUACGGAAUCGUAAAUAAUGCGGUCUGAUUCCCGUUUGCAGAAUUUGGGAUAAUGCAGCGCGCAGAUUCUCUGGAUUCGCCGAAAACGACAUUAAAAUCGACCUAACUUACUACGCUUUCUCCAAAGAUGUAUAGUGUUCGACACAUUCGUAGUUAAUUAAAUAACUGAAGGAAUAAAAAAAAACAAAUGAAUAUUUAAGGAUGGAUGUCAAGAGAGAGAAGGAGCAGGAAACAGACGUUGCUAAAAUUACACCCGUGUUGCUUAAAUCAAGGACAGGAGAGUUUGAUUUGGAAUCAAUCUUGUUCCUUAAACUCCGAAAUCUGGGUAUCAUUGAUCUGGGAUGCAUAGGAGAAUGCAUGAACCUGGAGAGGCUGGACCUUUCUGGAAACAACAUUGCAAAUCUGGUACCUCUAGCAUCUCUUCGGCGACUUCUAGUACUCAACUUGUCAGCGAAUCGGAUCGCAAGUAUAGAAUCCAUUUGCACUUGUGACAGUCUACAGAGCCUAAAUUUGGCUGGAAACCUUAUUAGCAGUGUGGAAAAUCUCCACUCCCUUAAGUCAUUAAGAAAACUUGAAAAUAUUAGACUGAAGGACAAUACUUACGACUAUACCAAUCCAGUCUGUAAGAACUCCUCAUACCGAAGCAUACUGCUUGAAAUGUUUCCAAAUAUCAAAGUGCUGGAUGGUGAACGAGUGGUUGGACGGGGGAGUGAUUUGUACCAGCUCUGCAAAGACAUUGAUGACAUCAUAAAAGCUGGUAUAUAUAGAAAUGGACCCCUGCCAGAACUACCAGACUGCAAGCCCUGGGUCGAGGAUGGAUUUCCAGAAAUAAAGACCUCAAAUAGUGCAAUUAUUGAGGAAGCUUAUAAACAGUUCAGUGACAUCCUUCAUGAAUGCAGGCUGCUGAACAACCGAGCAGCUCAUGUGAUUGGUCAGACAGAGAGGGCUUUGAGCCUCAAGAGCAUGCCCAAGGAGUACACAGUUUGAAAAGGGUGGCAAACCCCCAUGCAGAGCCUCACAGGGCACUGAGGCAGAAGGCAGCUUUGAAAACAAAUCAGCGUAACGAGCUGCUGAAACACAUCCGGUCAUCAGAUUGCCUCUCCCCCUUUGCGAAGCAUUUCAAGACCUGUCUGUUCCAUGAAUUCCUCUACUAGCCUGUUGCAGUUCUGGUAGCUGCUGCUCCAGUACUGCUUACCUGGACAUUCAUUGGAAGCUCAGCCUCAAAUGUGUCUGAUAAAUAUGUAAUUUUUGAAAAUGUCACUAUGUUUAACAUGGUAAUUCUGCUUAAAGUUGUUACCUUAUCCUUGUGGCUUGCAAUACGUUUCUCUACUGAAUUGUUGACCUGCUAUGGGGUCCAGUGGACUUGAAGCUACACAGUUUGAUAUUAAUUCAUUGUUAGGCAUGUAAAGGUAUUUGUUUUACACACAAAGUCUAAUAAAUGCUGCUACAUGGACAGAACAUUUAGUUGAACUAACAUAUUUAUAAUUUUUCUACCUGUAUGUGGACAAAUCAGUAAAAAAUUAACAUAUACUGCUGCUAAUUAAAUACCUACCUGUAACACCCUUAAGCUAUAACCAAUACUGAACAUGGUUUUGGUUCUACUGCAUAACGCAGCAUGUUGCAAAUGUACCAUAGGGUGGUGCUAUAUCAAACAAUUAAAACUCGUUCUUGGCAAAUU